AUGCUCAAGGCGGUGUGCAUGCGCAUUAAAAAAUACCUCUCCGCCUCGUGUUUUAAUGGUUUGGGCGCGCCCGGCGCCCCGCGUGGCGCGCGCGCUCUGCUGCCGCCUAACGAGCUGAAAGAGCGCGCGCCGGAUUUCCAUAUUGUGAACAUUCCAUGCUGUAUUCUUCCACCACUACGAGCUGCCGGUGAUUCUCCAACAGGCGCAUUUGCAGCACCUCCUGUUUGCGCCAACCAGCAGCAACAGCAACAGCAGCAGCAGCAGCAGCAGCAGCAGCCGCCGGGGGGGGCGCCGGCGCGCGUGGCGGUAAUCGUGGCGGGCGGCCGCGCCAACGCCGCCGCCGCCGGCGGCCGCCGCCAGCGCCGCGCCAACGCUGCCGCCGCCGCGGCCGCUGCCGCCACCGUCGAGGGCCCGCCGCCGCCGCCCGCCGCCCCGGAGCCUCGCCCGACUCCCCGUCCGCCCCCGGGGACGCCGCCGCUUCCGACUCGACCGCCGACGCCGCGCCCGGCGACUCUGGCGCCGACGCGGGCCGCAAACCUCUCCCCGCCCCCGCCCUCACCUCACCCCCACCCCCGCCCCCGCCUCGUCGCCCGCCUCAUCUCUCGAAGCGCAAGUACUGACGCAAGUGCCGCCGCCUCCACCACCUCCACGACAGGCUGA
This is a messenger RNA of Gryllus bimaculatus (two-spotted cricket), 660 nucleotides long. Lineage: Eukaryota; Metazoa; Arthropoda; Insecta; Orthoptera; Gryllidae. The record is from the annotation of a GenBank genome assembly.